UGGGCUGAGCAUCCUGAGGCGAUGGCGUUGCUGGGCUUGUGGGAGGUGGGCGACUCUCUACUGAAGGUCGCCACCGGCGGCCCGUUGUCCUUGCUGCUGGCCGCCUCGGCCUUGGCCCUGGGGCUGGGUUACUUCCUGCAGCUCGGCUCCCGCCACGGGCAGCCCUCCAGCACCGGCCAGAAGUAUCCACCAUAUAUUUCAUCGAAUAUCCCCUUUUUAGGGCAUGCAAUUGCAUUUGGGAAAAAUCCUAUCGAAUUUUUGGAAAAUGCCUACGAAAAGUAUGGACCUGUAUUUAGCUUUACUAUGGUGGGGAAGACAUUUACGUAUCUCCUGGGUAGUGAUGCUGCUGCUCUUCUGUUCAAUAGUAAAAAUGAAGAUCUGAAUGCAGAAGAUGUGUAUUCACGGCUAACCACACCUGUCUUUGGCAAAGGAGUAGCUUACGAUAUACCCAACCCAGUAUUUUUGGAGCAGAAGAAGAUGCUAAAAUCUGGGCUGAAUAUCAGCCAGUUAAAAAACCAUGUACCAAUAAUUGAAAAAGAAACUAUGGAAUACUUUAAAACUUGGGGAGACAGUGGAGAAAGAAACUUGUUUGAAGCAUUUUCAGAACUAAUCAUUUUGACAGCAAGUCACUGUUUACAUGGGAAGGAGAUAAGAAGCAUUCUCAAUGAGAAGGUAGCACAACUCUAUGCUGAUCUGGAUGGGGGAUUUACUCACGCUGCCUGGCUUUUGCCAGGUUGGCUGCCUUUGCCCAGCUUCAGGCGCAGAGAUAGAGCCCACAAUAAAGUGAAGGCUAUUUUCUAUGAAGUAAUUCAGAAACGCCGACAGUCUUUGGAGAAAGAGGAUGACAUGCUUCAAAUGCUACUGGAUGUUACCUACAAAGAUGGCCGUCAACUUACUGAUGAUGAAAUUGCGGGGAUGCUUAUAGGGCUGCUGUUAGCAGGUCAGCAUACAUCUUCAACUACUAGCACUUGGCUUGGCUUCUUCUUAGCUAGAGACAAAUCACUUCAGGAACGGUGUUAUGCGGAACAAAAAGCAGUGCGUGGAGAAGAUUUGCCUCCAGUAAACUAUGACCAGCUCAAAGAUAUGACUUUGCUGGACAAUUGCUUGAAAGAGACAUUAAGACUUAGACCUCCUAUAAUGACUAUGAUAAGGAUGGCUAGAACUCCCCAAACUGUUGCUGGCUAUACAAUUCCAUCUGGCCAUCAAGUGUGUGUAUCUCCUACUGUCAAUCAUAGACUUAAGGAUUGUUGGAUAGAGAACCUAAGCUUCAAACCAGACCGUUACCUCCAAAAUAACUUUGCAGCUGGAAAGAAGUUUGCAUAUGUGCCAUUUGGUGCUGGUCGUCAUCGUUGCAUUGGAGAAAACUUUGCUUAUGUUCAAAUUAAGGCAAUUUGGUCAACUCUUCUGCGUUUGUAUGAAUUUGAUUUGGUGAAUGGAUAUUUUCCUCCCAUAAACUAUACAACGAUGAUCCACACCCCUAAUAAUCCAGUCAUUCGAUACAAAAGGAGAUAAUAAAGUGAGACGUAAUGUCUUCCAACUGUAUUGAAGAGCAACAUUUGUGUAUGAAAAGAUUGUUAAAGAAGAGGCUAUUCACUAUUACAAAGAAAUGUGGAAAUGCUGUGCCAUUCCUUAAAAUACUUAAGAGGGUUGUUCUUUGCUUUUAUAGCCUUUCUUACCCAGACCUUUAAUUGUGUAACUUCAAUAUGCACUCUAAUUAUUUGUGCCUUUUUUAAAGUCCAAACAUUUACAAAACUAAUCUUGAUCCGGUUCAGAGGUAUAACCUACUGCAAUUUUGGUACAAGUGGUUUCAUGAUCUCCUAGUUUCCUUUAAAAUAUUAGGCUGAAAAGAAAAGCCCAGUAUCACUGCUUAUUUAAUACAGUGCUAGCUUCAGCUUAGUCUAAUCUUGUAAAAACUGGCACAAUGAUUAAGAAAAAGAUUAAUGAGUAUGUGCUACUUCUUAAAAUGGGACAUUUUAAAGUGCCUAUGUUUGGAAUCACUGAUGAAACCAAAUCUUUAGUUAACCUCACAUUCUCUAAUGGAAUUUGAGAUAAUGUGAUUAGCUCCUACGAUACAGAGGCAUUUUGAAGUUCUACAUAGAAUAUUUUCUACAGCACAUGUCAGCUCUAAGCCAGGAGGAAUAAAGGACAUAACAAUGAAACAUGCAAGACUUU
Elgaria multicarinata webbii is the source of this 2172-nucleotide messenger RNA. RefSeq names its product lanosterol 14-alpha demethylase-like. The transcript is spliced from 10 exons. The coding region runs from base 22 to 1512 and encodes 496 amino acids. Lineage: Eukaryota; Metazoa; Chordata; Lepidosauria; Squamata; Anguidae. Gene Ontology annotation, molecular function: monooxygenase activity; heme binding; oxidoreductase activity, acting on paired donors, with incorporation or reduction of molecular oxygen. The record is from RefSeq and is a predicted model, not a curated record.